Molecule: messenger RNA, 4091 nt
Organism: Cariama cristata (Red-legged seriema)
Lineage: Eukaryota; Metazoa; Chordata; Aves; Cariamiformes; Cariamidae
Gene: ANKIB1
Product: ankyrin repeat and IBR domain containing 1
Exons: 17
Biological process (GO): positive regulation of proteasomal ubiquitin-dependent protein catabolic process; ubiquitin-dependent protein catabolic process; protein polyubiquitination
Cellular component (GO): cytoplasm; ubiquitin ligase complex
Molecular function (GO): zinc ion binding; ubiquitin protein ligase activity; ubiquitin conjugating enzyme binding
Source: RefSeq, a predicted model, not a curated record
CUUCUAGUAAAACAUGGUGGAGAUUUGUUUGCAGAAAAUGAAAAUAAAGAUACCCCAUGUGACUGUGCAGAGAAACAACACCACAAAGAGCUGGCUCUUAACCUGGAAUCUCGAAUGGUAUUUUCACGUGAUCCUGAAGCUGAAAGCAUUGAAGCUGAAUAUGCAGCUUUAGACAAAAAAGAGCCAUAUGAGGGGCUAAGACUUCAGGACCUGCGAAGGCUUAAGGAUAUGCUCAUCGUGGAAUCUGCUGACAUGCUCCAAGCCCCGCUCUUUACUGCAGAAGCUCUACUUCGGGCACAUGACUGGGACAGGGAGAAGUUACUUGAAGCAUGGAUGUCUAAUCCGGAGAACUGCUGCCAGCGUUCAGGGGUUCAGAUGCCAACUCCCCCUCCAAGUGGAUACAAUGCGUGGGAUACACUCCCUUCUCCACGAACUCCACGCACUACUCGCUCAUCUGUAACUUCCCCUGAUGAAAUCAGCCCCUCGCCAGGAGACAUUGAGACAACUGUGUGUGACAUUUGUAUGUGUAAUAUUUCUGUGUUUGAAGACCCAGUGGAUAUGCCUUGUGGACAUGACUUCUGCAGGGCAUGCUGGGAGGCAUUUUUGAAUCUGAAAAUUCAGGAGGGUGAAGCUCACAACAUUUUUUGCCCAGCAUAUGAUUGUUUCCAGCUUGUGCCUGUAGACAUCAUAGAAAGUGUGGUUUCCAAGGAGAUGGACAAAAGAUACCUUCAAUUUGACAUUAAGGCCUUUGUUGAAAAUAAUCCUGCUAUUAAAUGGUGUCCAAUACCAGGCUGUGAAAGAGCAGUAAGGCUAACGAGACAAGGAUCAAAUUCAACAGGAUCAGACACACUUAGCUUUCCUAUGCUAAAAGCACCUGCUGUAGAUUGUGGAAAAGGACAUCUUUUCUGCUGGGAAUGUCUUGGUGAAGCACAUGAACCUUGUGACUGCCAAACCUGGAAGGACUGGCUACAGAAAAUAUCUGAAAUGAAACCGGAAGAACUUGUGGGAGUGAGUGAGGCAUAUGAAGAUGCUGCCAACUGCCUGUGGUUACUAACAAACUCCAAACCAUGCGCCAACUGCAAAUCUCCAAUUCAGAAGAAUGAGGGCUGCAACCACAUGCAAUGUGCAAAGUGCAAAUAUGACUUUUGCUGGAUAUGCUUAGAAGAAUGGAAGAAGCACAGCUCUUCCACUGGAGGCUACUACAGAUGCACUCGCUAUGAGGUUAUUCAACAUGUAGAGGAACAGUCCAAGGAGAUGACAGUAGAGGCUGAAAAGAAGCAUAGAAGAUUUCAAGAGCUUGAUAGGUUUAUGCACUAUUACACAAGAUUUAAGAACCAUGAACUUAGCUACCAGUUAGAACAGCGCCUUCUAAAAACAGCCAAAGAAAAGAUGGAGCAGUUGAGUAGAGCUCUCAGUGGAACUGAGGGAGGCUGUCCUGAUACCACAUUCAUUGAAGAUGCAGUGCAAGAGCUUCUAAAAACUCGCCGCAUUCUUAAGUGUUCUUAUCCAUAUGGAUUCUUUUUGGAGCCUAAAAGCACAAAGAAAGAAAUAUUUGAACUUAUGCAGACAGACCUAGAAAUGGUCACCGAAGACCUUGCACAGAAAGUGAACAGGCCUUACCUUCGGACUCCUCGCCAUAAAAUCAUCCGUGCAGCUUGUCUUGUGCAGCAAAAGCGGCAAGAGUUCCUGGCCUCUGUGGCCCGUGGUGUUGCUCCUGCAGACUCGCCAGAAGCUCCCAGGCGCAGCUUUGCUGGUGGAACAUGGGAUUGGGAAUAUUUAGGAUUUGCAUCCCCCGAGGAAUAUGCUGAAUUUCAGUAUCGGAGGAGGCACAGACAGCGUCGACGUGGAGACAUGCACAGUCUGCUGAGUAAUACUCCAGAUCCUGAUGACCCCAGUGAGAGUACAUUAGACACUCAGGAAGGUGGCAGUAGUAGAAGACAUGGCACCUCCAUGGUGAGUUCAGCUUCUAUGGGUAUUCUGCGCAGCUCUUCGCUUCAUGACUAUACCCCUGUCAGUCGCUCUGAAAACCAGGAUUCUCUUCAGGCUCUGAGUUCUCUGGAUGAAGAUGACCCAAACAUCCUACUAGCUAUUCAGUUAUCAUUACAAGAAUCUGGCUUGGCCAUAGAUGAAGAAACUAGAGACUUUCUAAAUAAUGAGGCAUCUUUAGGAGCAAUAGGUACCUCUUUGCCUACAAGACUGGACUCUGCUCCGAUAAGUAUAGAUAAUCCAAGAGGCGCGUUAAGCAGUUCUGAGCUGUUAGAACUUGGUGACAGUCUGAUGAGACUAGGCACAGGCAAUGAUCCCUUUUCAGCUGAUCAUCUUCAUUCACACCCCUGCAGCGAUACAAGAAGUGGAUUAUACUCAACAUCUAGUGACGCUGAUUCCAGCAGUCAAGAUCCCAACACCAAUGAAAAUCUACUUGGAAAUAUUAUGGCCUGGUUUCAUGACAUGAACCCACAGAGUAUUGCUCUGAUCCCCUCAACAAGUACAGAAACGGAUGAGGAUUCACAGCAACCCAGUACUGAAGAUGGGUCAGCAGGGCAACCAAAUCUUACAGACACAGGGCUGGAGCCUCAGGAAAAGCAUGCACUGUUUGAGGAUGCACUCAAAAAUGAAGGCAGAGGAACCCAAACAGAGGAAGGCCCUUCUGAAGAAACCGUUAUUCCAGGUGAAACAGUAUCACAAAGUGGCGAUAAUAAUAGGGAGGUAACAAGCACCCUGGCUGCUUCAGGAGAUACUUCAAGUCAGACUCCUCAAACCUCAAGUGAGUGGAUUGAACAUGUGCAUCUGGUAUGAAUAAAAACAAAAUCUGGAGUAAAUGAAUGGCAGUGACAGAUCGUACAGUGUGUGGAGUAAGCAUUACGGAGGCUUUGAUCCACCUAAUUACAGCUCAGUUCUAACCACUGAUGAAACAACAGAUAUUUAGGAGUUCUCUUGAAUUGUAGUUCUUUAUAAUAAUGUGAACCUUUCAAGGAAUAUCCUUUGCAUUUAAUUAGGUAGUCCUUGCCUUUUUGCUCUCAAGAAAGAGGAAUAAGUAGGUUGUAUUCGACAUUCCUAAUACAAUGCAGCAUCUGUUUAGCCUUAGGUUGAUGAUCCUUAACUUGAAAGUACAGAUUAAAGGCUUACACUGAUUAUUUUGGUUGGUUUUCCUAAGAAAUAGUUUAUUCCAUUUUUUAGAACUCAUUCUUUCACCAAAAUAACAUUUAGCAAUUCAUUUGCAUUUUGUUUUUGUUUUCCGUAACUUUUCCUUACUCAUUGUUCAUUUUUGUUAGCAGUGUGAACGGAGGUAUUUAUGCUUCUCUUUAGUACUGCUCCAGGAACAAGUUUUAGGGGAUAUUCUUUCCCACUAAAAUCAAAGAUUUUUUCAUGUCUAUUUACAGUCCAGAUGUGCCAAACUGUGAAUAGUUAGCUGGCGGUAGCCUAACGAAACAGUGCAGUGUUACUCUAUCAAACUAAUCCUACAAUUCUUAGCAGUGAAAGAAACCACUGGGUAGCAUUGCUUCUCUAAAUUUAACUGGCAUAUGUUGCCAUGGUGACUGCAUUUAAUUAAAUGUAGCCUGUAUCUUAAGUUAAUAAAACCUAAUGCUGCUGUUAAACAGUUAUUUUAAAUAUUAAAAUACAGUGAGUUAGCAACAGCUAUGCUGUAUUUUAAGAGACACUUUAAUGGAAGUGCAAUCAUAGUUCUUUGUUUUCAUAAUUCUACAAAGCAUUCUAUGCACUAGUGGUGCAAUUACUUUUAAUAACAUUUUAUAAAAACAUAGGAAUACAGAAUUUUCAUAUAUUAGCCGGUCCCACAAUUAAAGUUCAGAUAACACAUUCUGUUCAACAUGUUACGGUGCCUUUGCCUAACCCAACUGGAUAGUUGCCACAGUUAAACAAGUAAUUCAAAUUCAGUGUCUGUUCUGGAGUAAUUAUGCUAUUAAUUGCAAAGACCUCCAUAAAACCACCCAUGGCCUUGCCUUUACAGUAAAUAAAUAAAUGUUCAGUCAGUGUUUUUGCAUAAACAAAACACUGCUAGGUAUUUGUUCAAUUGCACAAUUUUCAUUUGCUGUGUGAUUACUGUUUAGUGUAAAAAAAAAUUUAAAAAAAAA